GUUUUGUUUGUUCCAAAAAACUUAACAAAUGCCAUUUGCAAGCAUUAAACCACUUUUCGCAAAGUUGAUUUUUGUAAUAUUGGCAUCCCUGACUUGUGAGCUAUUUACAAUAAAAAUAAGUCUCCACUUUUUGACAGUGCUUUGUUGUUUCAUUUGCCUGUCAGAAUCAGUCUGUGAAAAAUUGGGAAGGGGUACUUCUAGUUUGAAAAGCUACAAUAUUGUCGGGAUUUAAAUUAAUAUAACAAUUAUGGCAAUGAUGCUUGGAAAGCAAUUUAACCGUCUCUCUGGACCAUGCAAAAUUGCUCCAGUAAUGGUUAAUCAUUUUUCUACCGGUCCCAUCAGAGAAAUCACUCAUCCAUUGCAAAGAAAACCAAAAAUUGUUCGUCCGGAGGAGGCAGUGGCCUGCAUAAAAUCAGGUGACACUGUGUUCGCAUCCGGAGCCGCAGCCACCCCAAUAGAUAUGCUCAAGGCUUUGACAAAGCAUGGACAGACAAACAAACUGAAAAAUGUUACUGUGUGUCACAUGCACACGGAGGGCCCAGCUGAUUACUGUGCGCCAGAAAAUAAGGACAUCUUUCGCUCCAACUCUUUCUUCAUGGGGGCCAAUGUCCGUAAGGCUGUAGCUGAAGGUCGUGGUGAUAAUAUGUCGAUUUUCUUGCACGAAAUUCCACAACUCUUCUAUAAGGGUAUUGUCAAGCCCGAUGUAGCAAUUGUGCACGUUUCACCACCAGAUUGUCACGGCUUCUGCUCACUAGGAACCAGUGUUGAUUGCGUUCGUGCCGCUUCCAAUCACUCGAAAAUGAUUAUAGCUCAAGUAAACAAGCAAAUGCCACGCACUUUCGGUGACGCCUGCAUUCACUCAUCCCAAUUUGAUUUCGCCGUUGAAGUUGACUCGCCAUUACCUCAACACGGCGGUAAACCACCCAGCGAAGUUGAAAACAAAAUAGGCAAACUGAUUGCUGAUAAUUUAAUAUGCAAUGGUGCCACCCUGCAGAUGGGAAUCGGUAAUAUCCCGGAUGCUGUAUUAAAUGCUUGCCAUAACCACAAGGAUCUCGGCAUUCAUUCGGAAAUGUUUGCAAACGGUGUUGUGGAGUUGGUGCAAAAGGGUUGCGUAAACAAUAGCAAAAAAAAGAUGCAUCAAGGACGUAUUGUCGGUUCAUUUUUGAUUGGUAAUCAAGCUUUAUACGACUUUGUCAAUGACAAUCCCUUCAUUGAAAUGUAUGGUAUCGACUAUGUAAAUAAUACCAGUAUUAUUAAACAGCAACCUAGUAUGACUGCAAUCAAUUCAGCCAUUGAAGUAGAUCUUACUGGACAAGUGUGCGCCGAUUCGAUCGGAACCCGCUUCUUUUCUGGAUUCGGUGGACAGGUAGAUUUCAUUCGUGGUGCUGCGGAAGGUAUUGAUGGCAAAGGUGUACCCAUCAUUGCAUUGCCAUCUAUUACCAACAAAGGCCAGAGCAAAAUUGUGCCCAUAUUGCAGCCAGGAGCUGGUGUGGUUACUUCUCGUGCUCAUGUUCACUAUGUUGUCACUGAGUAUGGUAUCGCUUCGCUCUUUGGCAAAAAUAUGCGCCAACGUGCCUAUGAACUCAUUCAAAUCAGUCAUCCGGAUCAUCGUGAGAAACUCGAAAAAUCCGCCUUUGAACGCCUUAAAGUGAUGCCAUCAUGUUGAACAUCGUAGGCAUAGAUUUAUAAACUGGUUUAAUGCAAAGGGUUGCUACUACAUGCGUACAUAUGUAGUUCUUAAUAAGUGUUUUUAAAUCGUAAAUCGGCAUAUUAUAAACAUAAACAUUAUCGUGAUCGUGAUCGUAAAACACACGAUACUCAUUAUUGAGUGCAAAACUGUAUAACCGUAAAUUUUUAAAUAACGAACCAAAAUUAAAAAAGUUUAAAUUCAGACCUAUUAAAAAAAUUACACCAAUCAUUCCCGAAACAGAAACAUCAGCAUUUUACAUAACACAAACCAUAAAUCUCAAAAGAGUUUGGCAGAAAUCGGAAAAUUUUGAAUGACAAAGGGAAUACAGAAACUGCCUAGCAAAUAAGGUAUUAAUUUGGUGCAAUUUAUUAGUUUUGAAUCAAAAACACAAAAUAAAUACGUUAAAAAUACAAAAAUA
Molecule: messenger RNA, 2108 nt
Organism: Bactrocera oleae (olive fruit fly)
Lineage: Eukaryota; Metazoa; Arthropoda; Insecta; Diptera; Tephritidae
Product: 4-hydroxybutyrate coenzyme A transferase
Biological process (GO): acetate metabolic process
Cellular component (GO): mitochondrion
Molecular function (GO): acetate CoA-transferase activity
Source: RefSeq, a predicted model, not a curated record